Pseudophryne corroboree (corroboree frog) is the source of this 4245-nucleotide messenger RNA. RefSeq names its product septin 5 (gene SEPTIN5). The record is from RefSeq and is a predicted model, not a curated record. The transcript has 14 exons. Gene Ontology annotation, cellular component: microtubule cytoskeleton; cell division site; septin complex. Gene Ontology annotation, molecular function: molecular adaptor activity; GTPase activity; GTP binding. NCBI's taxonomy places the organism in Eukaryota, Metazoa, Chordata, Amphibia, Anura, Myobatrachidae. Bases 201 to 1415 code for a protein of 404 amino acids. Gene Ontology annotation, biological process: regulation of exocytosis; intracellular protein localization; cytoskeleton-dependent cytokinesis.
ACAGGCUGAGCCAAUGGCAAAUGUCCGUGAGCUCAGUAAUGCAGCAUGAGCCUGGUCUUCCCAUCCCUAGGAGUCUAUUGUAACUGGGAGCAGCAGCAGCGGCGGCCAGGAGCAGCACAAAGAGCGCACUGCACUGCUCAUCACUGCAGCACACACUGCACCGCACACUGCACUGCUCACUGCAUCCCACACUGUGCACCAUGAGCACCAGCAUCAGGUACAAGAGCAAGCUGCUGAAGACAGACGAGAAGGAGACAGCAGGGUAUGAUGGCUUCAGAAGUGGGUUGACAUUGGGCUCCCAUGAGGGCCGCCCUCAGACCCUUGCCACGGACCAAGAGAAGCAGUAUGUAGGGUUUGCCACUUUACCCAAUCAAGUCCAUCGCAAAUCUGUGAAGAAAGGUUUCGAUUUCACACUCAUGGUGGCUGGAGAAUCCGGCCUAGGAAAAUCUACCUUAGUGAACAGCCUGUUUCUGACAGACCUGUACAAGGACAGAAAGUUGCUCAAUGCAGAAGAAAGAAUUAGUCAGACAGUGGAGAUUGUGAAGCACACAGUGGACAUUGAGGAGAAGGGCGUGAAGCUGAAGCUGACCAUAGUAGAUACUCCAGGGUUUGGAGAUGCAGUGAACAACACAGAGUGCUGGAAGGCCAUUACUGACUACGUAGACCAGCAGUUUGAACAGUAUUUUCGGGAUGAGAGUGGACUGAAUCGGAAAAACAUCCAAGAUAAUAGAGUACACUGUUGUCUGUACUUCAUCUCACCAUUCGGACAUGGGCUGCGACCAGUGGAUGUGUCGUUCAUGAAAGCUCUCCAUGAGAAGGUUAAUAUUGUUCCUCUUAUUGCCAAAGCCGACUGCCUGAUACCCAGUGAGAUCCGCAAGCUGAAAGACAGGGUCAGAGAGGAGAUUGAGAAGUUUGGGAUAAAAGUCUAUCAGUUCCCAGAAUGUGACUCCGAUGAAGAUGAUGACUUCAAACAGCAGGACAAGGAGCUGAAGGAGAGUGCACCUUUUGCUGUAAUUGGAAGCAAUACAGUGGUAGAGGCCAAAGGCCAGCGGGUACGAGGUCGUCUCUAUCCAUGGGGAAUUGUGGAGGUGGAGAACCAGGCACACUGUGACUUUGUGAAGCUACGAAAUAUGUUAAUCCGGACUCACAUGCACGAUCUUAAAGAUGUUACAUGUGACGUGCAUUAUGAGAACUACAGAGCCCAGUGUAUCCAGCAGAUGACUAGGCAUGAAGAAAAUGAGAACACUGCACAAAGCAAACUGAAUCAGGAUAACAGGAUAGAGAGUCCCAUCCCCAUCCUGCCUCUGCCAACCCCUGAUGCUGAAACAGAGAAACUCAUAAAGAUGAAGGACGAAGAGCUGCGGCGAAUGCAGGAAAUGUUGCAGAAAAUGCAGCAGCAGAUACAGGAACAGUGAGCACUCCAUAAGGAUAGCCCCCUCAGAUUUCCUGCUCCCCCAGCCCCUCACUUCAAGGACCAGUUUGGAGAUGGAUGUGGUACCAUGGACUCAUUGCAGUAUCUUAUUUAUUGUUCUCAAAUACCCGUCCAAUAUGAACUCCUCCCUCUGUUGACCUCUCCCGUGUCUCUAGAACAUCCCUACAAUGGAGCCAAGCACUUAACAAAAAGGCUAAUGUCCACUGUGCAUUCCACUUAUGUCCUUUAUGCAUUGAGGAGUUGCAGCAAAUCCUCGUUUUCUGCAGCACAUUUGAGAAGAAAUCAGGACAACUGCAAACCCUUCUGGGAAACUGCACCCUUGGACAUAUUGGGUGAUAAAUUAUCAAGUUGUAAGCCAACAUAUCCUGUAUCUUCCACGUGCUCUGUCCUAUAACACAGACGGGGUGUUUCUGGGGAAGGGAGGCAGCUCAGUAAUUGUUUUCUACCUACACAAUACCCCUGCUCUAAAAGAAGCUUGUGUUAUUUUUAUUUGUACAGUGUUGCAGUUUCUUGGACUCAGGACUUGUUUCUUUUUUGCUGUAUCAAUGUUUACUCACAGUAAAAUGACUUGAGGAGUAACGUGCUAAUCAUUAAGAGAGCACCAGAGAGGAGGUACUGCCUGCAGAACAGCGCAGAGGGAUGUACAGAGCUGACAUUGGAUGCCUAAGCUCUUUGCCCAUGCUGACAUUCAGCAUACGAUCAGUCCCUGUCCAUCACGUCACGGAUACCACGCAGUGUUUGCUUCAUUCGGCAGUUGGAGCAAGUCUAGCGUGUUAGCACUGAAUAUAUAUCCAGGUGUUUGCCUUACUUAAAUACAUAUAGAUAUAGUCUCAAGUGCAAGCAGACAAAGGCAUUCUCUAGUCCCAAUUCCAACAAUCCUUUGCACGCUAGCAGUGAACAUAACAUGGACUAUACUGUGAUGAUAAGGAAGGGACCAAAUAUAUCACUAACAGACUGGGGCUGACCCAAUUACUACAGCUCUUCACUGUGGUUGGCACUCUUCUACAGCUACAUAGACAUUGAUCAGGAGAAGACAGUUAAUGCCCUGCAUGCCACUAACAGGUUAGGUGUAAUAGAAGAACCUGGUUAGUCGUGAGUGGAUUAAACAAGAAUUGUAUGGGGCAUUUUUAUCUUUGCAGUAACUGCCCCUCCCAACUUGCAGAGCAGUGUGGAUCCCUGGUAAGGGGAGAAACUCAUCUCUGCCGGUCUAAGAGGUCCCAUGUCAGUAACCACCAUCUCUAGGUGUUACCCAUUCUCCUGAAUGUGGGAGUGUAAGGUAUAUGAACACUGCAGUCCUGGUUGCCAUACAGUAUAUCCCUGUAACAAAACUGUGCAUAGAAAUUCAGCAUAAGACUUAGAGAGCCACCUGCCAUUCAGAGGUGAAAUGGUUAAUGGGAAGGAGGUAAGAGAGUUAUUUAAGGUGAUAACCCAUCAUUUCACUGGUGAGCUCAGUGUAUUACUUCUUACAUUACCAUUAUCUGCACACUAUUUACCUCACAUUCACACUUCAGUGCAAUGUCCUGUGGGACUUGUACACACUUAUAGCUGCACAUGUCCAUAUAUGCCUUCCUGCACAUACAAGUGUCUCUGUAUACUAUGCAGAUACAGGCCAUAGCUGUACUCUGCUGGGUGUAUAUAGACAUGCUGCUCUGCCAUGCACCAGGUUCUUAGUGCACAUCCUAUAUUUAUCCUAGUCUGACUGACGGACUGUAAGAUCAUUAAUAUCUCUGCUCAUCUCUACUGAAUGGGAAUUAGUUGUUUUGUGCCAUUUAUGAGAGAAUGCAUUUCACAUUAAAGUUACCUAAGGGCAAAUGUUAACCAAUGCAGUGCUUUAGUGAGAGACAUUUACCAACUCAAAAAAUUGCAGAGGUGAAAAUGAAGCGACUUGUCUACUGGGAUUGUGUUUACUUAUGUAACGAGAGUAAUGGGACACUGGCGGUUUCUUCAGGUGUCACAAUCCUACUUUUUGGUGUCUUCUUUACAUUGCGGGUGUUAAUGCAGUUUCCCAUAUAAAUUACACCUAGAUGGCACAAAAGUAACCAAGUGAAUGUAAUGAUUGAUGAGUGAUUACCUCUAAAGGGCCCUACAAAUUAAUAGAUCCGCCGCCGAGCUGCCUGACGGCGGAUACGCCCGACGGGCGACCCGACGGCAUGGGGGGCAGUGACGGGGGGAGUGAAGUUUCUUCACUCCCCCUGUCACCCGGCUCCAUUGAAGUGCAGGCAAAUAUGGACGAGAUCGUCCAUAUCGGCCUGCAUGCACAGCCGACGGGAGAUCAGCGAUGAACGAGCGCGGGGCCGCGCAUCAUUCAUCGCUGGUGACUCCACACUCAAAGAUAUGAACGGUAUCUCGUUCAAUAAUGAACGAGAUCGUUCAUAUCUUUGAGGAAUAUCGGCCAGUGUGUAGGGCCUAUAACUCAGAGGACUUGUAAGUAGUAGACUGGACCAGUUAUAUACCUCCUUAUUGCACUCUGUACACCUUGGAGCUGUAAUAAUAAGAAACAGCUUUUUGCUGUUCCUCCGCAGUUUUUCUUGUGUGUAAAUGUCCUUAAUUGAUAACCCUGAAUAGUUUAUGCCGUGGUUAAUCACCUCGGGCUUUAGCUUAUAGAUCUGUAGGGAAUGAAGGGGCAAGCAAACCUACUGCCUGUUAAUCCGGUGCCUCUGUUACCUUAUAUGUAAGGUGGAACCUUAUGCCCCACUGUCUAAUGGUAACCCACCUCCUACAGUGCAUAUCCACCCAGUGAUUAUUUUGUUAUACUGAUCGUUGCUGUAAUUAAUGUUUACAACCUGAGAAUCCUAAUAAACUUUAAAAAAUUA